CUCCUCGCCAUGGAGACCCGCUGGGGUGUAUAUGGGCUGGCACGGCACAACAACAGACACCCGACGUCUCGCCACACCCCAGACGAGAGAGAGAGAGCCAUCCAGCCCUCCUUCAAUCUUUUCCCCCUUCCUCCCUUUCCCCACCAUGUCCGUCUCUCUUGCCCUCGAGCGCGAGGCCGCCAUCAAGGCCGUCGCCGCCGCGUCCCGCCUCUGCCAGGGUGUCUUCAAGAAGCUGAUCGCCGAUGCGGCUUCUCGCGACUCGGCCACCCAGACCAAGGCCGACCAGUCCCCGGUCACUGUGGCCGACUACGGCGCCCAGGCGGUCAUGUGUGCUCUCAUCGCCCGCGACUUCCCCAACGACCUGAUCGUCGGCGAGGAGGACUCCAAGGACCUGGCCUCGGAUGAGGCCCAGCCCAUGCGCACCCUGCUGCUGGACCUGGUCAACACCGUCCUCGAGCCGAAGAUCACCGAGUCGGAGCUCCUUGCCUUCAUCGACCGUGGCAACCAUACUGGCGGCUCUACCGGGCGCUUCUGGACCAUGGACCCCAUCGACGGCACCAAGGGCUUCCUCCGUGGCGAGCAGUUUGCCGUUUGCCUGGCUCUGGUGGACGAGGGUCAGGUCCGCCUCGGUGUCAUGGGCUGCCCGAACCUGCCCCUCGGUGAUGGGUCCGGCCAGCUGGGCACCAUGCAGGUGGCCGUCGCCGGGCAGGGCGCCUUCGAGCUGCCGCUCUUCCCGGCCGACGGGGCCCAGGUCACCGAGCGCCAGAUCCACGCCGCCGCUCCGGCCGGCACUCCCCUGCGCUUUGUCGAGUCGGUGGAGGCCGCCCACUCGGACCACUCGGACUCCGGCCGCGUGGCCAAGAUGCUGGACAUCACCGCCGACCCGGUUCGCAUGGACUCCCAGGCCAAGUAUGCCUCGGUGGCCCGCGGCGAUGCGGCCAUCUACCUGCGUCUGCCCACUCGCGCCGGGUACGAGGAGAAGAUCUGGGAUCACGCCAGUGGCCGGCUCAUCGUGGCCGAGGCUGGCGGCCAGGUGACCGACGUCCGCGGCCAUGCGCUGGACUUCGGCCAGGGCCGCACCCUCAAGAACAACAUCGGUGUCAUUGCCACCAGCUCCCCGGAGCUCCAGGAGAAGACCGUCGCCGCCGUGAUGGAGGUCCUCAAGCCGAAGAACCUCUGGUGAAUGCGCGCCCCCGCGUCACACCACCGGGCCAAAGGCCAAAAAAGCAUCCCCCGCUCCCUCUCCUCCCUUCUCCCCUUGUGUCAGCCAUUUUCCCCUCUUGAGUGUAAAAAAAUAACAUGCAUUGCUGCAUCGCGCCCUCUCUU
Messenger RNA from Fonticula alba, 1326 nucleotides. Its product is annotated as 3'(2'),5'-bisphosphate nucleotidase. The record is from RefSeq and is a predicted model, not a curated record. Bases 32 to 1183 code for a protein of 383 amino acids. Lineage: Eukaryota; Rotosphaerida; Fonticulaceae. Gene Ontology annotation, biological process: phosphatidylinositol phosphate biosynthetic process; sulfate assimilation. The transcript has 3 exons. Gene Ontology annotation, molecular function: 3'(2'),5'-bisphosphate nucleotidase activity.